UUUAUACGUACAAGGAAAUUUCUCACCAACGUGAAAAUAAAAAAAAUGUUAUAGAGUAGCGUAAAUAUUCACAAAAAGAAGUUGAAUAAUCAUCAAACGCAAAGAACAUUAGAGUCGUAAUUAGAUUACUAGUGAUAAAGAGGUAGAAAUAAUAAACAAAGUUCUGGGUAACAGAUGAAGCCAUGAAAUUAUUACAAAGAUGGAGUCAUGUGUGUUGAACAGACCGGCGAGGAGAGCACCAUGGGUUCUACUACAAUGGGGUUCGUCAGUACGGCUUCAUGAACAUGACCAAUGCCAUCGGGCUCCACUCCUGGAGUCACUACUGCCACAACUUCCAUCACGGUGAGUACCGCGCCUACAUCCAUGGUAAACUGGCUGCCCGAGGUCCCUUCAGCGUACCCCACAAGGUACCGCUCCCGCUCAAGGGCAUCAUCACCAUAGGACAAGAGCAGGAUCUUUUGGCAGGAGGCUAUGAUACUGACCAAAGCUUCCGCGGUCACAUGGCUCAGGUUAACAUCUGGAACAGGUCUCUUACAGCGGAGGAGGUGGCGCAGCAGUCGUCGUGUACUAAAGCACCACUGGGAAAUAUCUUCUCCACUGAUAGGGAGGACGUGGAACUACUCGGGAACGCCACUGUUGAGUUGGUGAAGCCUGAGUACUUCUGCCAGAAAUCGGUUGAGUACGUGAUCUUCCCUGAGGCACAGUACAUGGCAGAGUCGCGCUGGACUUGUCGCAGAAUAGGCUACGACGUGUACACCCCCAACAACAAAGACGAAAACAGAGCACUUCACAAAGAGUCGCUUCGUUUUGCUGAAAACUGCCUCUCGAAUUACCAUUUGUGGAUUGGAGUGACUGACGAGGUACAGGAAGACGUCUGGAGAAAGUUUACCGACAACUCGAUAGCUCAGACCCAGUUUGAGCUUAACGAACCCAACGGAGGAACUGGAGAAAACUGCAUGUUGAUGUUUCUGCCCAACGGACUAUGGGUAGACACCUCUUGUGUUAUCAAGUGGCCCGCCUGUGUUCCUUGCGAAGUGAAUCGGACUUCACCGCUUCGUCUGAGAGGCUUUUGUUUUUCUGACGAAGCAGAGACUUACUACGAAGUACUCGGGUACAAAGGAGAGAAGCCUUACUUGCACGGUUACUAUGGUUUCAUGGUAUACAAAACAGACACAUACACUUGGGAGAUGUUUGACACCACGACGGGGGAAGUCGUUGCUGUCUUAAAAGUGCCAUCCAAAGACUCUUAUCCGAUUGGUCGUAACAUUUGGAUGCUCCAGAGGUCCAUGUGCAACCAACUGAUAGGAACCAAACUACAGCUAAGCUUCUCCAUUUGUGAUAACGACCAGUUUACCUGUGCCAACGGUGACUGUAUUCCAAAGGAACGUCGGUGCAAUGCCAAGGACGACUGCAUUGACCUUUCUGACGAGGAGGACUGUCAACUGUUCAUCCUGCCGAAGGGUUACCGUGCUGAGCGGCCACCAGACAAUGAGCUCGAGGGUCAGGCUAUCUUCCUGGAAUCCACUGUGGACAUCCUCCGCUUCAUGGAGAUUAGCGACAUCCGUCGCAUAAUCAAUGUGGAGUUCACAGUGGAGACAAGGUGGACUGACCCGAGGAUCAAAUACCAGAACCUGGGAGAGACUCUGGAGUGGAAUAAACUUUCAGAUGUGGAUAGGAAUAGAGUGUGGAAGCCCAGUCUCAAUUUCCCCAACGUGUACGACGGUAACAUCAAACUCCUGUCAGAGGAUGUUUCCUUAGACAAGAUCGGUGAUCCACUCCCACCAGACUACAACAACGUCAGGAUGGACACAGUAUAUGAUGGGAAGUCUGCCAUGCUGGUGCAGAGGCUACACUACAGCGGUGUGUUCGCCUGCUCCUUCGACGUGUUCUACUACCCGUUCGACAACCAGGAGUGCGCUCUGGAACUAGAACUCACCGUCAGGAAGGAGUUGGUCAAGUUCGCCUCAGAUAUGGCUCGAGUGGUGUACCUGGAGGAUCCCAAACUCCCAGCCUACCUCCUCACCAGGUUCUUCAUCACCGUCAUCGAGGCUGGCAACAACGAGACCCGCUACAGCACACUACAGGUGGAGUUUGAGUUGUCACGGCGAUGGAAGAUGAUAGUGUUGACGGUGUACCUGCCCACUGCUAUGUUGCAGCUGGUAGGCUACACAACACUCUUCGUCAAUGUUGCUCUCAUGGACGUGCGGAUGGCUGUAAGUUUGACAACGUUGCUGGUACUAUACACACUGUUCAGCAACACUUCUGAUGCUCUCCCUACCACCGCCUACGUUAAGCUCAUCGACGUGUGGUUCUUCUUCUGUAUCUUUCUUCUCUUCUUCGUCAUCGUGUUACACACGGUGGUGGAACACCAGGUCAACAUGUCAGAAAACAAAAUGCUCACUCAGGUGCUGCCCUUCGACCCUAGGAGAACCGUGGAGAAAAGUUUUAGACCCACAUCACCUGAGGCUGAGAAAUUACUCUGGUGGUCCAGAUAUGUGGUGGUCCCUGGUAUUAUCUUUCUCUUCAAUAUCAUCUACUGGGGUCUUGUCUUCAGCAAGUCCUUUUAAGAUAUUUGGCCAUCUCUCAAAUUAAAGCUACUUACAUAAAACGAGUUAUUAUAUUCUCAAAUAAAAUCUUCCCAUCUUUUCCUCUUUUUAAUGUUAACAAGCGUUACUGAAUUGUGUAACUUAUGGUACUGUACCCAGGACAUGGAGGAAUAUUCAUGCCACAUCUAUGGCCGCACUUGUACUGUAUUAAUUACCAGUAAUGUUAUAAACUAACCGUAAUCACAGUAAUUGGGGCACUGGAAAGUUUUCCAAACUGCUUAGUAAGCUUUAAAGCUACAUAAGUGUAGCAUAUCCCAACACUGAGAUUUGAUUAAGUUACUCAAAUGCAUAUUUUUGGGAGUAUCUGUCUUUGCUUAUUUAUCCACUUAUAGUACAUAUAUAUAAAAGAACAUCUGUCUUAGCUUCUCUAAAUGUGGCACUUUUCUCACUGUAGUUAUUUGUAUUAUUUUAUAGUGAAAACUAAGCGUUAAACC
This is a messenger RNA of Cherax quadricarinatus, 3040 nucleotides long. The record is from RefSeq and is a predicted model, not a curated record. Lineage: Eukaryota; Metazoa; Arthropoda; Malacostraca; Decapoda; Parastacidae.